AUGAGGCGCGCAACCGCUGGUAAUUCAAGUGACACAACAUGUUACGCCCUUGCUGCGAUCCUUGCCAACGCGGUAUUCUUUCCCGGAGACACCACAUACAACUCUUCUGAAGCCUCCUAUGCCUAUGUACAGCAACAAAUUCAACGUCCGUCUUGUAUCGUCAAGCCUUCGAGUACCGCAGAAGUCUCUUCUGUAGUUAAAAUUCUUCAGAGCUCCUCCAGUGCUUUUGCCAUCAAGAGCGGAGGCCAUGCGACCAAUUCAGGAUUUUCCAACAUCGAUGGGGGAGUGACACUGGAUUUGACUUCGCUCAAUAGCGUCAGUAUUGUCGAGGAUGGUGAUUUAGUCACUGCUUCAGUGGGCGGUAUCGGUUUCUUCGCCCUUCAACAUGGCUUUGGGUGUGAUGCCGUCAAGAACAUAGAAGUUGUGCUCGCCAGUGGGGAGGUCAUCAAUGCCAACUGGUCCUCACAUCAAGAUCUAUUCGUGGCAUUGAAAGGAGGCCAAAGCAACUUUGGAAUAGUAACCCGUUGGGAUAUUGAGACCAUACCCCAGGGAAAACUCUGGGGCGGUAACAUCAUUUAUAACUAUUCGACUAUCUUGGAGCAGCUGGAGGCCUUCACAACCUGGAAAAGUCCUGAUAAUUUCAAUCAGCUCUCCUCUGUAGAGCAGAGCCAUGUCUACUCUAGCUCGGUAGACGAGUGGAUUGUUUCUACGGCCAUCUUUUAUGCUCAGCCGACUUCAGAUCCCGAAAAUCUGAAAAACUUUACUAGCAUUGGUUCCCAACUAUCAAAUACCAUUCGGAUUUCCAACGUCACAGACUUCGCAAAUGAAGUACAAGCACAGAGUACCCCGAAUCUGUACACAAUCUUCGCAUCCACAACCUUCAAAAUCUCACCGACGAUCCUGGCCAAGGUUGAGAGUCUCUGGCAGACAUCUGUCAAGGAGAUUUCACAGAUUGCUUCUAUAACAUCCUCGAUGACUCUACAGUCUAUUCCUGCGCCGCCCUCUAAUCCAACCCGCAAGAACAGUUUGGGCUUUGAACCUUCUUCCACACCACAAGAAGACUUGGUCCUGCUCUUGAUUACAAAUUUCUGGGAUGACCCUGAAGUCGGCGUCCAGGUUGAAGAUGGCACUCAAGCCUUCAUCGAGAACGUGAUGCGCGCUACUAAAGAUGAAGGCCUUGCAAGGGACUUUGUGUACGAGAACUAUGCGGCUUCUGGUUUCCAAAAGCCCCUAGAGACAACGGGCAACCUGGAGGCCUUUCAGAAGGUGGCGUCAAAGUACGAUCCAGCGAACAAGAUCCUCACCUACUCUUUCCCACAAUACCACGAUGACCGUUACCCUGCUUCAAAACCUCAUGGCAUAAAAGAAAGCAAUGUCAACUACGAAAGCGUCGAUAAAUGCGUCGUAAAUGGCAAGGAAAUGUACGCCUGGAUCGUCAUCUCGGAUCGCCACAUCCCAAAUGUCAUCUCGCAGCUCUUUAGGAACUUGCUGAAUAGGUGA
Messenger RNA from Diaporthe amygdali, 1500 nucleotides. Its product is annotated as FAD binding domain-containing protein. Lineage: Eukaryota; Fungi; Ascomycota; Sordariomycetes; Diaporthales; Diaporthaceae. The transcript has 6 exons. The record is from RefSeq and is a predicted model, not a curated record. Bases 1 to 1500 code for a protein of 499 amino acids. Gene Ontology annotation, molecular function: flavin adenine dinucleotide binding.